Molecule: messenger RNA, 1713 nt
Organism: Copidosoma floridanum
Lineage: Eukaryota; Metazoa; Arthropoda; Insecta; Hymenoptera; Encyrtidae
Gene: Bap55
Product: Brahma associated protein 55kD
Source: RefSeq, a predicted model, not a curated record
UGCAUAUAUACCUACAUAUAUAUAUGCAGGUAAACAGUAAAUUUAAGGUUAUGGAGCAGUAUCAGUCGGCGUAUUUUUGAUAUUGUUUGUUGAUGCAUUUAAGUAAAAUCACACGGUAAUUCGCAAUUGUACACAUGUUUGUGCAAACAUUGAUUUAUUGUGAUCCAAGCCAGUGUGAAGAAGUUGUUUAAGUCGCGACAAAUUUAACCAUCAGCCAUGACGAACAUGCUAUACGGUGGUGAUGAAAUUGGUGCUCUGGUCUUCGACCUUGGACACCACUCGUUGCGAGUGGGCUACGCUCAAGAGGAUACACCCAAGUCAGAGAUCCCGUCUGUCGUUGGUAUAGCCGAAGAUGCCGACGGUACUGCUGCCAAGAUUGAGCCCAUGGACGUGGAUGAUAAGAAGCCAGACAACAACAUCACCCAGAGCACUCCCAAGUACUAUGUUGAUACUACAAUUUUGCAUGUACCACGCAAGAACAUGGAGGUGUCUAACUUUAUGAAGGAUGGCAUGAUCGAAGACUGGGAUCAUUUUGAGAAGGUUUUAGAUUAUACUUAUGCAAAAAUCAUUCAGUCUGAUGCUGAAUUCCAUCCAGUAUUGUUCUCCGAGUCUCCGUGGAAUAUUAGGAGCAAGAGGGAAAAACUGACAGAGCUGAUGUUUGAAAAGUACAACGUACCAGCAUACUUUCUUGUGAAAAAUGCUGUACUUGCAGCUUUUGCCAAUGGACGUGCCACUGGAAUUGUCGUUGACAGUGGGGCAACGCACACUUCUGCCAUACCUGUUCAAGAUGGUUUUGUUUUGACACAAGCUAUUGUGAAAUCACCUCUUGGUGGAGAUUACAUUUCCAUGCAAUGUCGACAGUUUUUACAAGACAAUGAUAUUGAUCUAUCUCCUGCAUACAUGAUUGGAAGCAAAGAAGUUGUCAAGGAUCAUGAAAAGCCCAGAUGGGUGAAGAAAAAAAAUUUGCCAGAAGUGACAAAAUCAUGGCACAACUAUAUGGUGAAAAAACUCGUUCAGGAUUUUCAAGCAACGACCCUUCAGAUUUCAGAAACACCCUAUGAUGAGAAAGUAGUUUCAACGAUACCAGCAGUUCCGUAUGAAUUUCCUACUGGCUAUCGACAAGAUUUUGGCACCGAAAGAUUCCGCAUACCCGAAGCGUUGUUUGAUCCCAGCAUGGUUCAGAUGCGCGGAGGAGGUGUAGGCAACACAAUGUUGGGCGUGGGUCAUAUUGUGACAACGAGUGUUGGAAUGUGCGAUGUUGAUGUGCGGCCGGCUCUUUACGGUAGUGUCGUUGUCACAGGAGGAAAUUCUUUUAUUCAGGGAUUUCCUGAACGUCUGAACAGAGAUUUGUCCAUGAGGAUACCAACCAGUUUAAGAUUGAAACUUAUAAGCGCUAAUGGUAGCACUGAGCGUAGAUUUGGUGCCUGGAUUGGUGGAUCUAUAUUGGCAUCUAUUGGAACUUUCCAGCAGAUGUGGAUAUCAAAUCAAGAGUACGAAGAAAGUGGAAAGAGCCAAGUGGAUCGAAAGUGUCCGUGAAUUUGUAUAAUUUUACAUGCUGAGGAUUGAAUUUUUUGAUGUAAUGGAAGUAUGAUGUGAGACAUUUUUUAAUGUUUACGACUGACAUGAAAUUGUAUUUUUAAGUAAUUAUUAUACGAAAACAGUGGAAUUUUCAUUUUGAAAGUUCAAAUAAACAAAGAUUUUAUAGUAGCUUAA